Messenger RNA from Thalassophryne amazonica, 2293 nucleotides. RefSeq names its product transmembrane BAX inhibitor motif containing 4 (gene tmbim4). NCBI's taxonomy places the organism in Eukaryota, Metazoa, Chordata, Actinopteri, Batrachoidiformes, Batrachoididae. The record is from RefSeq and is a predicted model, not a curated record. Bases 160 to 870 code for a protein of 236 amino acids. Gene Ontology annotation, cellular component: membrane. The transcript has 7 exons. Gene Ontology annotation, biological process: negative regulation of apoptotic process.
UAGGUGGCGGUGAUGUUUGCUCACUGAAACAUAUGAAGAAGUCGAAGCCGAACAGCAGCAUUUCCUGAUUCUCGACGUUCGAUCGUCGACUUUUAAUUAGCGAAUAAGCUCCAUCCGGUACCGAACCGAACCGCCCUGAAGUGAAGCGAAGGAGACACGAUGAGCGCGGACAAACAGUCUAGAUCUUCGAUUGAAGACGACUUUAAUUAUGGCACAAACGUUGCCACUGCGAGCAUUCAGAUACGUAUGGACUUCCUGCGGAAGGUUUACAGCUUGUUGACCGUACAGAUGGUCCUGACCACAGCGACCUCUGGACUCUUCAUGUUCUGUCAAACCAUCAAAGACUUUGUUCAUGCUAGCCCUGCUGUGGUUUUGGGUUCAGCUCUGGGUUCUCUGGUUCUGCUGGUGGCUUUGGCUGCUUAUCGACACCAGCAUCCAGCCAAUCUCUACCUCCUGCUUACGUUUACUCUGUUGGAGGCCGUUUCUGUUGCAACAGCCGUGACGUUCUAUGAGUACUCCACAGUACUGCAGGCCUUCUUCCUGACCUGUGCCGUGUUUGUUGGACUGACUGCUUUCACCUUCCAGACCAAACGAGACUUCAGUAAAAUGGGAUCAAUACUGUUCGCCUGCUUGUGGAUCCUGAUCAUUGCAGGUGUUAUGAAGCUCUUCUUCCACUCUGACAGCUUGGACCUGCUUCUGGCUGCAGCUGGUGCUCUGGUCUUCUGCGGCUUCAUCAUCUACGACACCAACCUGCUGAUGAGGCACCUAUCCCCCGAGGAACACAUCCUGGCCUCCAUCAACCUCUACCUGGACAUUGUGAACCUCUUCCUGCACCUUCUGCGCCUCCUUGAAUCCUUGAAGAAACACUGAGGCUCGUGCCCAUCCAGUGGUUCCACUCUGAGUUUGGGCUGAGGGAAUUCUUACAAUUGAAGGACUUGAGGGAACUCAAUCUUUAAGGGAAGUUGAACUAAUUAAUUUCAGGGCUUUUGAAUCCAACUUGUUCUUUGGUUCUGUUAGAACUGUAUGGUUAGCGUUCCAGGACUUGACACGUGGUGCUUGUUAAAACUCACCACCGUUGCUUUGAAUUGUCACAGUCUGUUAAUUUGUGGUAUUUUCUACCAGGUUGGUUCCAGCUAAACUUUUCGUUUAACUUUGAGCGCCUUGGGGCAACUGUUUGUUGUGAUUUGGCGCUAUAUAAGAAACAAGUUGAUUGAUUGAUUGAUUGAUUGAACUUUCUGCUUCAUAAACAGAAUUAUUUGAAUAGUUUGAGUUUUUAUUUUAAAUGUUGCAGAUGUAAAUUGUUCUAUUUGUGAUGUAAUUAUGUCAGUUCCUGCUUCACUUUGAUAAAUAUUGUAUUGCAAAGCAUUCACUUGUAAAAGGUGGGGAAAAAAAUAGAACUCUAUAGAACUCGAUGCUAAAGUACCCUUUGGCCAUAUGGGCAUGUAAUCAAUAAAAGAAUGUGGCCUUUUGACCUCUUAAAAUAGGUCAAGGUGAGCCAUUUUUUAACUUUUCCAAGAUCUGUGUCCCAAGAAUGCUCCCUGUGAAUUUAAAGACAGUAAUAGGACUGGAGUUAUGCUGCGCACAGACCAAAGGACACACGCAUGCAAAGUCUUUGCAAUACCCAAUGGCCAUAUUUUGGCCUCUGAUAAAAAAUUUACCUGAUUUUGUGUGAGUUUGAGUCUGAAAUCCAAACGUUAAGUUGAUUAAAGUAGCCACAAUGUUUAAAAUAGAUUUGAAUCAGGUCUGCUGCUCCAAUCAGACUUUACAUCUGAAAUGAUUUCGACAAACACUGAAUCAGCUGUGUGACAGGAAACAAAGGGAGACGGGAGGGGGCGUGGCCAGCAUCAGGUCCUUUUCAUUUAAAAUGACAGGUACAAAAAAAAGGGGCUAUUUCUUUCAUUUUAGUUUUGGCUCCAAACUUCAGUAUCUUAUUUUUAAAUACCUCCUGAAAUCUGUUAGCUUGUUGAAGUAAUAUGAUCCCUUUAACUUUGUAUUUUAAAGUUAACAGUAUCUUUAUGAAGAGGGUCAAAUGAACAGAUGAUGUGGAACAGUUGAGUUUAAUCACUGAUUGAAUGCUGUACAGAAACUUUUUUUGUUGUUUUUCCAAUAUCGGCCUGUUUCUGCACUCUAUCAAUGAAAAAAAAAUCUGCAUAGUUUGAAUUUUGGCACUGUUAAUAAUGUUAUUGAUCUGCAGUAUAAAAGCUUGUUUUCAAAUUGUAAAGUGGUUAAGAGAGAAAAAAUCAACACUGUUUAAGUUUAAUAAAAAUGACAAUCUUAAAUUUCAAAAACAAAA